UUCAAAAUGAAAUGUGAUUUUGAUUGUACGUCUCUUCACGCUGGGUUUGCACCAUUGAAACCUGCUGUGGAGAAAACAAGACUGGAAGAAUCCUGCCUCUUGAAUUAUGAGGAAGGCUUUUGUAAAAGCUGUGCUGAAGAGCACCAGAAAAUACUCCUUAGUGACUCAUACCAUGCGGCCACCAGAAGCCUAGAUCUCGAAGGUGAAGGAAGACCUGUACAUAACAAAGAAAACAAAGAAGUAACCCAGAGACUUGAUGAAGGUAUCUAUGAAAUGGAAGCACUGGAAAACAGUAAAUUUAAUGAGGACAGUGGUUAUUCCUCUAUGUUAAGUAAUCAAUGCACUGAUGCAAUAGAACAUGAAGAUAGUAUACCUUUGGCUGGGAAUCUCUGUGGCACACCAAAGCAUUGUCUCAUGAAGAACCAAAAUGAAGCACAGUUUUCAAAGAAGACUUUAUUGCCAGUAAUCCAUUAUGAAGAAAUGGUUUGCUCAACUUUGAAAAAAAGUGGUAAAAGAAAUCUCAAGUCUUGGGCUGCAGUAGACAGAAUUGUUUUUAGGGGAAAGGUUGAACUUUGUAACCUAAUUGGAAAGAAAAUGGGAUUAGACAGAGUAGACAUUCUUGCCGAACUCUUCCAAAAGAACCUGAAGCAUAUAUUGGCAAACAUUUUAAGGCAUCUUGGUGAAAUGGAUUUAAUAAAUUUUGCCAAAGUCAGUACAACAUGGCAGAAGAUUCUACAAGAAGAUAAAUGGAUUUUCCAAAUGUAUAGCAAAGCUGUGAAAAACCUUUCUAAUGUCACUAAGGCAUCAGAGCAUGCUGCAACAAGGGAGUAUGUUCUCUACCGAGCAGCUUUAGCUUCCAUUCAGAAAGCAACCCCACCAAAAAACUUGAAUGAAAAAGGCACCAGAUCCAAAGCAUCUAGGAAUCACAGCAGACUCACGGAGUUUUCUGAGGCUGCCAAGACCUUGAAAAACACUGAAAGCCUUAAAGUCUGCCAUCGCUGUGGCUCACCUGCCAAGUACGACUCCUAUCUACAAAGAGCAACAUGCAAUCGUGAAAAUUGUGGCUUUGACUUUUGCACUAAGUGCAUGUGCAGCUACCACAGCUCCAGUGACUGUAUGAGUGGAAAACCAGUGAAACCCAACUCUAAGCUAGGGCCGCUUCCUGGAACUAAGAAAAGCAAACAGAAUCUACGGCGAUUGUGAUCCAUCCAUCCCAAUACAGAUUGUCAGAUGUCCCAUAAAAGUUUUUUUAGGAUAUGAAGUUAUUCACAAAGAAAAUCAAACAAGAAAAUGAUUUCUGCUAUU
Molecule: messenger RNA, 1305 nt
Organism: Nipponia nippon (crested ibis)
Lineage: Eukaryota; Metazoa; Chordata; Aves; Pelecaniformes; Threskiornithidae
Source: RefSeq, a predicted model, not a curated record